GCGAGCAAGGACUCGGGGCCCGCGCGGCGCCUCUCGGGGCCGGGCCGCCGCCUCUGCGCUCAGCCCCGCAGGCCGGGCAUGGGUGGAGGCGCCGGGCCGGCACGAUGAGCGCCCUGGGCAGCCCCGUCCGGGCCUACGACUUUCUGCUCAAGUUCUUGCUGGUGGGCGACAGCGACGUGGGCAAGGGCGAGAUCCUGGCGAGCCUGCAGGACGGCGCGGCCGAGUCCCCGUACGGCCACCCGGCGGGCAUCGACUACAAGACGACCACCAUCCUGCUGGACGGGCGGCGGGUGAAGCUGCAGCUCUGGGAUACUUCGGGCCAGGGAAGAUUUUGUACCAUAUUCCGCUCCUACUCCCGGGGUGCACAGGGUGUGAUCCUGGUCUAUGACAUUGCGAACCGCUGGUCUUUCGACGGCAUUGAUCGAUGGAUUAAGGAGAUCGAUGAGCAUGCCCCCGGAGUCCCCAAGAUCCUGGUGGGGAACCGCCUGCACCUGGCGUUCAAGCGGCAGGUGCCCACGGAGCAGGCCCAGGCCUACGCCGAGCGCCUGGGCGUGACCUUCUUUGAGGUCAGCCCUCUGUGCAAUUUCAACAUCACGGAGUCGUUCACGGAGCUGGCCAGGAUCGUGCUGCUGCGGCAUGGGAUGGACCGGCUCUGGCGGCCGAGCAAGGGUAGGCCCAGGGGCUAUUCCGGGCGCCACCUCUGCCCUCGGAUGCCGAGGUGGUUCAGCGGCCCCCUGGAUAAGUGUCUGCCUCCCGGGACCCGUCUCAAGGCCACUGUGUCCGUUCUCAGAGCAAGGCAUUUGAGAGAAUGCUGAGCUUGCAAGACCUCUGCUGCCGGGCGGUCGUGUCCUGCACGCCGGUGCACCUGGUGGACAAGCUCCCGCUCCCCAUUGCCUUAAGAAGCCACCUCAAGUCCUUCUCGAUGGCCAACGGCCUGAACGCCAGGAUGAUGCACGGCCGUUCCUACUCCCUCACCACCAGCUCCACCCACAAAAGGAGCAGCCUCCGUAAAGUGAAGCUCGUCCGCCCCCCCCAGAGCCCCCCCAAAAACUGCACCAGAAACAGCUGCAAAAUUUCUUAAGGAAGGCACUGAAAGAAACACGGCGGAAUCUCUCCAGGAGAAACUCGGCGUUACCCCGGCAGCUGGCGGAUGCAUCUCAGAUUCCGGUUUCUCUCGGCGAAUGCUGCUUGCAAAUGUGUGCGACGCCUUCCGUGUGAUGGAAACACACUACACCAUCAGACUUCGAAUUUCUACGUGGAUGUGCAUGAAGCUCUUGUUUUCGAUGUGUUUAUAAAGGGAAAAUUAGUACUCUGCUCAACUCUUGGUAACAUGAAAUUCUGAAUGUUACUUUAUCAUGAUUGCACUGCAACUUUUUCCUUAAAAUAACUGCUUUUGUAAGAACGGUGAUAUUGGAGUGAUUAGUAUAAAUUCAGUGGAAUUUGAGAAGCAAUGGUAGUGGGAUAAUUUAGAGUCACUGAUAUUAUGAGAGGGGUCUUUUUGUAAACCUCCUUUUUAAUGUCAAAGCACCAAUUUAUAAAACGCUGCAGAUGUAGAGGUUAUGUGCAACUGAUCUGUCCAGUUUGUGUAUGAAAUGGAUUUGAUAAAGUUUUUGCUAGUUAUUUACUACACUUUGGGAUUAAUAAGUCAUUUAUAUGCAUAUUUUUCUGUAAAUCUACAGUUUUUUGUACAAGAUAUUCUACAAGUUAUGAAGCUAAGGGAAGAAAAUGCCAAAGAUACCUCUAGUUAUGUUGAACACAGACAACGCAGUUUCGACAGGUCAAGGAAGAGCUGUUUCAGUAAAGAAUGAAGUGAAAACACUUACUAAGAAAAUGUUUCUCAACAAUAAAAUGUAUAGUUGUUUCUCUGUUGGUA
Pongo pygmaeus (Bornean orangutan) is the source of this 1873-nucleotide messenger RNA. RefSeq names its product RAB40B, member RAS oncogene family (gene RAB40B). The record is from RefSeq and is a predicted model, not a curated record. NCBI's taxonomy places the organism in Eukaryota, Metazoa, Chordata, Mammalia, Primates, Hominidae. Gene Ontology annotation, biological process: intracellular signal transduction. Gene Ontology annotation, molecular function: GTP binding; GTPase activity. The transcript has 6 exons. The coding region runs from base 105 to 815 and encodes 236 amino acids.